AUGAAUUCUCCUCCAAUUCAGGGACUUCUCUCCAGUCUAUCGAGACUUUUUACAAGUUUUGUUGAUAUGGUUGGCAUUUCUAACUCGGUGUACAUGUUGGACCGAAACGCAGCGGAGACUCAACGUCUUAAUAGUCAGCAUCGCUUUCUUGUCGAUCUCUCCAACCUCAUACACCCGUCGAUUCCAAAAGACCAACUUACAGCAGUGGCUGAUUUGGGCACUGGUACUGGAAUCUGGCUCGAAGACGUCGCCGACCUCCUUCCCAAUAAAUCGGUCUACCUUCACGGCUUCGACAUCUCCUCAAGUCAAUACCCACCACACCACAAGAUCCAACGACCUGGCCAAAACCCAAUCCCACUGAGUGUCCACAAUGCACUGGCCCCAUUCCCAGCAGAGCACCGUGGCCGAUACGACCUCGUGCACAUCCGACUCCUCACCGCAGGCCUGAAACAAGUUGAUUAUAUACGGGUGCUUACCAACGCGCGUGCUUUGCUCAAACCAAACGGAUGGAUCCAAUGGGAAGAAGUUGACCACACAUCGUUCUGCACCGACGCAGUCCCAGAACCAGAAGUGAUAACCCGACUGCGUGAAUGCGUGAUUGAAGCCAUGCUCAAACUAGGCCUAUGGCCGUUCGCUCCACAGCGUGUGUUCGAUGAGAUCUCUGCUUGUGGGUUUACCGAUGUCGUCCGUGAGACUUAUACUACUACUGGGAGGGAGCAUCUGCGGCAUAUUGCGCGGGAAUGGGUUGCCGGUGUUAUGCGUGCUUUGGUGCCGCCUUGUAUGGUUGCUAGCAGUCAAGCUCAGAAUAUCAAGCAGGCACGUGGGUUGACUGAGCAGUUGGUUCGUGAGUUCGAGGUCCAUUGUGAGACUGCGACUGCGCUGGUUAACUUUGGGGUUACGGUUGGUCGAAAAUUAUCAAUGUUUAUCGCCGCACUAGAUCAAACGAUCAUGGCAACAGCGAUCCCAACAAUCGCAGCGUAUUUCCACUCUUCUGCUGGGUAUACGUGGAUCGGCGGAGCGUAUCUCCUCAGCUCCGCCGCCAGCGCAUGUAUCUGGGCCAAGCUUUCUGAUAUCUGGGGACGGAAACCUAUCUUGCUUUUGGCUGUUGGGUGGUUUUUCCUCAGCUCGAUUAUUUGUGCUGCUGCCACUAGUAUGGAGAUGUUGAUCGCUGGUCGAGCGCUGCAGGGUGUCGCUGGUGGUGGUUUGCUCCAGCUCGUUACCAUUAUUAUUUCGGAUUUGUUCAGUGUCAGACACCGCAGUUUAUAUCUUGGCCUGAUGGAGGUCAUGUGGGCUUUUGCUGGUGGUGUUGGACCUCUGCUUGGCGGUGCAUUCAGUCAGUAUGUCACUUGGAGAUGGACUUACUGGAUCAAUCUACCGAUCUCCGGGUUCACGUUUGUGCUUCUUUUCUUUUUCUUGGAUGUGCAUAACCCCCAGACGAAAAUCAUGGAUGGCGUCCGCGCCAUCGACUGGUUCGGUAGCCUCUCCGUUCUGGGUCUUACUCUCAUGCUUCUGUUGGGAUUGGACUUUGGUGGUGAGACUUUUGCUUGGAAAUCACCGCAGGUCAUCUGUCUGAUUGUCUUUGGAUCUCUGUGUUCCUUGCUGUUCGUCUACAGCGAGAAGAAACUAGCCAAAUAUCCUUUAAUGCCCAUGGAUAUCUUCGCUCGGUUCUCGAACGUUGCGACAUUGCUAGUAGCCUUUGCGCAUGGCUUUGUUUUCAUCGCUGGGGAAUACUACAUCCCCCUUUACCUACAAUCCGUCCACGGCUCCUCACCAAUGGGCUCCGGCGUUCUCAUUCUCCCACUAGUGGUAAUGGAAGCCUUCUCUGGUAUGUUCACCGGGGCAAUCAUCCACCGCACAGGCCGAUACCUCGAACUCAUCUGGAUCGGCCUGGUACUACUGACCAUCGGAAACGGACUGUACAUCAACCUGGAAGUGGGAUCCUCCGUCGGCAAGAUAGUCGGGUACCAGAUGGUCAGCGGCCUCGGCGCCGGAUUCCUCUUCCAGACACCCAUCAUCGCAAUCCAGGCCAUGGUCUCACAGGAAGACACCGCGACCGCGACGGCAACAAUCGGCUUCAUUCGCAACAUGGCAACCGCGGCCUCCAUUGUGAUUGGCGGUGUUGUCUUCCAGAAUAGUAUGGGCCAGAGACAGUCCAGUUUGUUGGCUUCUGGUAUGUCGAGCAGCAUGGCGGCGCAGAUGUCUGGGGAUUCGGCGGCUGCGAGUAUCGAGUCGAUUAAAUUCAUUACGGAUCCCGAGCAGUUGCUUGCUGUUAGGGAGGCUUUUGCUUGGAGUUUGAGGAAUAUGUGGAUUCUUUAUACGUGCAUGUCUGCUGUUGGGGUGUUCUUUUCUGCUUUUAUUCUCAAGACUAAGUUGAAUAAGGAGCAUGUGGAGACUAAGACUGGGUUGAAUGUUGAGAAGACGCCGGUCGUUGAGGAGAAUAUACAUAGCAUAUAG
Molecule: messenger RNA, 2454 nt
Organism: Penicillium verrucosum
Lineage: Eukaryota; Fungi; Ascomycota; Eurotiomycetes; Eurotiales; Aspergillaceae
Exons: 7
Coding region: 1-2454 (817 amino acids)
Biological process (GO): transmembrane transport
Molecular function (GO): transmembrane transporter activity
Source: RefSeq, a predicted model, not a curated record